Messenger RNA from Echinops telfairi (small Madagascar hedgehog), 2840 nucleotides. RefSeq names its product FAST kinase domains 3 (gene FASTKD3). Gene Ontology annotation, biological process: mitochondrial RNA processing; regulation of mitochondrial mRNA stability. Bases 73 to 1914 code for a protein of 613 amino acids. Gene Ontology annotation, cellular component: mitochondrial matrix; ribonucleoprotein granule. The transcript has 7 exons. NCBI's taxonomy places the organism in Eukaryota, Metazoa, Chordata, Mammalia, Afrosoricida, Tenrecidae. The record is from RefSeq and is a predicted model, not a curated record. Gene Ontology annotation, molecular function: RNA binding.
GCGGGGCCCACUGCGGGGCCGCCGGGUCGCGGGGAUCGUGAGCUUGGAGCUCCAGAUGGGGUGGCUGGCGACAUGGCUCUAGUUGCCCUGCGGAGAGGCCUGAGUCGGGGGUGUCUCGCUGCUGUGACGAGCCGGUCAUCGAGUGCUGCCCCUGAGGCUGCCAAGAGACGACGUCUGUGCUGGAGGGGCUCCUCCAGUGCCCGGGCCUUCCAUGCUGAGCGGGGAAACACACCUUGGCCUGCCAGCCAGCCAGUGGCAUCUUCCCCGGCGCAGGACCCCAAUGGGCCUGCAGCCACUGCUGGGCAUGCAGAGCAGCAGAAGGGCCCCAGGACCUUGGGAGUGGAGCUGAGCCCUGAGCUGGAGUUGCCACCCUGUGCCCCAGGGGCUCUGCAGCACAUCUGGGAGGACCCUGCCCUGGGGGCCCCGUUUGGCCAGGAGGCUCCCUGCCUGACCAACUCCGAGCUGCUGAGGGCGCUGCAAGCCCAGGCUCGGCUCGGGGCAGACGCUCCAAGUGGCGUGUUGGGGGCCUUGGUGGCCGAGUGUCAACGCCGGCUCCAGCAGGGGGCCCUGGCAGCCCCCGAGCUGUGUGUGCUGGGGGAGAGCCUGGCUGAGCUGCGGGGCCCUGGGCACGCCCUGCUCCAGCAGAUUGGGAGGCAGCUGCAGGGCGCAAAGCUGGCCGAGCUCAGCCCGGAGAACGUGGUGGCCGUCUAUGGGCUCCUGCAGACGUGUCCUCAUCUCGUGGACCAGCACCCGGCACUGCUGGGCCGGCUGAACGCCAUCGCACUGACCGUUGUCCCCUGCCUGGGCCCAAAGGCCCUCAGCCAGCUGCUCGGGGCCCUGGUGGCCCUGGACCAGGCGCAGGCGCUGCCUCUGGUGAUCAGGCUGGGCCGGCACGCCGUCGGGCACCUCCGGCGCUUCACUGGCCAGCAGCUGGGCCUCGUCUUGGAGGCCUUCAUCCACUUCGGCCACCAUGACCGGUUUUUCACGCAGGCCCUGGAGCAGCAUGUGGCCGCGCGUCCGCCGACGCUGAGCCCCGAGGUGCUCUGCAGAGUCACCGAGUACUGUGGCCGGAAGCGCAUCCUGUCUGAGCCCAUCCUGGCCGCCGCCGCUGAGAGCUUUGUGUGCCAAGCGGACAGGCUCUCUUCUUACCAGGUGGCCGCCCUGCUGGCACCCUUGGGCCAGCUCAACUACUCCCCCCCCAAUGCCCCCACCUUGUUCAGGAAGCUGGAGAGCACCCUUCAGGAGCGCUUCUGUGACUUCCCGCCCCGGACGCUGCUGGGCCUCCUCCACUCCUGCUCGCUGGCCGGCCGCCACCCAGUCAACUUCAUGGCCAGGAUAUUCAGCCCCUAUUUCCUCCAGCAGCUGCAGGGAACAGAAUCCCGCUUGGACAGGCUGAGCCUGGCACAGCUAACCCAGCUCUUCCUCAGUGCUGUCCUGGAGUGUCCCUUCUACAAGGGCCCCAAACUGCUUCCUAAAUACCAGGUGAAGUCCUUUCUCACCCCGUGCUGCUCACUGGAGACCCCCGUGGACUUCCCCCUGUACAAGUCAGUGAUGGCCGGGCUGAUCGACCUGCUCGGGGCAAGACACUAUUUCGCCUCAAAGGUGCUGACACCCUAUGGCUACACCAUCGAUGUGGAGAUCAGGUUCGACAAGGAGGGCUUUGUGCUGCCGGGACCCUUGGCGGAGGACGUCCACAAAAGGGUGGCCCUGUGCAUCGAUGGUCCCAGGAGGUUUUGUGUGAACAGCAAGAACCUGCUGGGGAAAGAAGCUAUGAAGCAGCGGCACCUGCGGCUACUUGGCUACGAGGUCGUGCAGAUACCAUGCCACGAGGUUGAGAUGCUGAAAUCAAGGCCGGAGCUGGUGGACUAUUUGCAGAGCAAACUGUUCCCACAGGGCCGUGAGCCCCACUGGUGAGAGGAGGGGUCUGGAAAAGAGGAGGCACUCUCGGGACCCCUGGUGCUAUAGGGCCUGUGUGUGCUGCUGCUCCUGUAAGGGGCCUGUGGGCUGCACACAGGCGAGCCCACCAUGUCGGAGGCAGGCGCCUUCAGGCAGCCUCCAGUCUCAGCGCUGCUGGCUGGGUGCCGGCACUCCAGGGGCUGAUGCAUCUUCCACUGUCAUCAUGUGCGGUUAGGGAAGCAGGCCUCCGCUGCUGGGAUUUGUUGGAGCGAGCAGUAUGGGAAGGAGGCCAAGGAGGGCAGUGGCGGCAGCCUGCAGUCAGUGAGUGCUCGGCAUCCACCCCCAGACGGUGCAGGUUUAAGCCGAAGUCGCCCUGCAGCAGGUGUUCAGUGCUGUCCAGUCAGCUCAGACCCAGGGCGGGCCUGCCCAACAGAAAUGAAGCACCGCCCCGUCCUGCACCGUCCUCACAAUUGUUAAUAUCGCUUGUUCGUUUGGGCUCUUGUUACUUUUUAGAAGUACGGUGCAGUGGUCAGAUUUAGGUCUCGGAACAAUCGAGUGGAUUCAUGGACCACAGGCACGUCUCCAGCUCCCUGAGACCCGAAGCCCUGGAUGGUAUGCAGCUGCCACCCCCGCUGCGCUGAGACGUCCGUUAGAAGGUCUGCUUGGAGGGCAAACACCAGGCUCUGGUUGGCUAGAGACUGGAGAGGUCCCAAACAAUGUCCCCUAGCCGUCCCUCAGGUCUGGAAAUAAACUCAAAGCGAUUUACACUCAAAAGUUCAAGGGUUAGGGAAGUAGGGGGAGUGGCCGGGAAAGACAGGAAGUGGGGUAGGUGAUGUUAUAUUGAUGUUACCAUGAGAUGAAAUGGAUUGUGAUGCGAAACUGACCCAUAAACCUUCACCAGUACACAAGACAUGCUCAAAAAUUAAAGGUACAAAAAAUUGAAA